Coniophora puteana RWD-64-598 SS2 is the source of this 1552-nucleotide messenger RNA. Its product is annotated as dihydroceramide delta(4)-desaturase. NCBI's taxonomy places the organism in Eukaryota, Fungi, Basidiomycota, Agaricomycetes, Boletales, Coniophoraceae. Bases 149 to 1324 code for a protein of 391 amino acids. Gene Ontology annotation, biological process: ceramide biosynthetic process. The transcript has 4 exons. Gene Ontology annotation, molecular function: sphingolipid delta-4 desaturase activity. Gene Ontology annotation, cellular component: membrane. The record is from RefSeq and is a predicted model, not a curated record.
GGUUGCUACUCGAGAUUGGUCCCUCGUUGUCGUCCCACUCCUUGCAUCGACCCAUCGCUCUCUUCCUGCAUAACGCAAGAACAAGAGAGAUCAUCGACCCACUCGUACACCGACACGUAGGCACAUACGGUAAGUUAUCACAGUCAUUAUGACGGCUUCCACUCCUUCAACCGUAGACUAUAGCUAUUAUGGCGGCGCAGAGUCCUUCUCCGAGGGCAAGCGCUCCCCUCGUCGCACAGAAGUCGUUGCACCCACCGCAAAGGACGACGGCAAAUCCUACCCCGGUCCACCCCAGGACCCUUCCGACUUCCUCUGGAUCAUGACCGAAGAACCCCACCGCUCCCGCCGCAUGGCUAUCCUCAAGGCCCACCCCGAGGUCACCAAGCUCAUGGGCCACGAACCCGCCACCAAAUUCGUCGUUGUCGGUGUCGUGUCCCUCCAGAUCUUCAUGGCGUACGCGCUCCGCAAUACCCACCCACUCUCCCUGCCCUUCGUUGUCUGCGCGUACGCGAUCGGCGCGACCGCGAACCAUAACCUCUUCCUCGCCAUCCACGAGAUCACGCACAAUCUCGCGUUCAAGGGCAUCGCUGCGAACAGAAUACUGGCUAUGAUCGCAAACCUCCCGAUUGGUGUCCCGUAUUGCUCUGCGUUCAAGAAAUACCAUCUCGAGCAUCACAAGCACCUCGGCGAGGACGGCAUUGACACCGACCUACCCACGCAAUUUGAGCUCAUCUGCCUGAACAACGUCCUCGGCAAGGUCUUCUUCGCCACCUUCCAAAUCUUCUUCUACGCCCUCCGCCCCGGCUUCGUCCGCACACAAAUCCCCACCCGGUGGCACCUCUUCAACCUCAUCUUCCAAGUCCUCUUCGACUACAUCCUCAUCACCACCCUCGGCCUCAACUCCUUCAUCUACCUCCUCCUCUCCUCCUUCCUCGCCGGCUCGCUCCACCCCUCCGCCGGACACUUCAUCGCCGAGCACUACGUCUGGGACGGCCUCCACCAGGAGACGUACUCGUACUACGGCCCGCUCAACGCGCUCAACUACAACGUCGGCUACCACAACGAGCACCACGACUUCCCCAGUGUGCCGUGGACGCGGCUUCCGGCGCUGCGCAGGCUCGCGCCCGAGUUCUACGACACGAUCCCGAGUCAUCCGAGCUGGCCCGGCGUGAUUUUGAACUUUAUUAGGGAUAGGGAGGUGGGCAUUUUCGCGAGGGCGAAGAGGCAUACGAAGAGCAAGGCCACGGGCGGGGAGGCGGUGAAGGCGGCGGUAGCCGCCGAUAGCGAGGAGGCGUCGACGCCCGGAAGCAGCGAUAAAGAGUAGGUGGUUUGCUGGACAUAAAAGCUAGGCUCAGAACAGCCGUGACGGAUUGGAACUAAGAUACCUUUUGGAUACUUGCAUUGCACUAGUACUCACUAAUCACUUAGAUCUACGGGUGCACAUACUUAUGCUGGACGUUACGAUGAAUGAACACGCUUUCUUUGCUACUCGUGUGGUUGAACUGGGCCAGUUAAACUGGCUCACGCGCGGGUCGGCUCCAGCUCGCGUUAC